This is a messenger RNA of Paramormyrops kingsleyae, 5557 nucleotides long. The record is from RefSeq and is a predicted model, not a curated record. Lineage: Eukaryota; Metazoa; Chordata; Actinopteri; Osteoglossiformes; Mormyridae.
AUGACUUGUAAAAACAUGGCCACCUACUGUACAGCGUUGUUAAGUCUAUUUAUGUUUCGUAUUUAGAUAGCUAACGACUGCUGUGACAGAAACGAAAGUAUAAAGUACGCUCGGUUGAAAUAAAAGUUGCAUGCCAGACGAUGAUAAGGUAGCAAACUACAUUUAUUUUGGGUUGGGUGGCAUUAGAUUGAUAAUUACUUGGCCACCUGGUUAGAUGGCAAUCUGUAUUUUGUUUUAUAGUGACGUGGUAGACAACUUACAGUAGUUUUAUUUUAAAAACCUGGCCAGCACUAAAGAUGCUUUCUCCCAUUAAACCAAUAUAUUCAGGGUUGAGCCAGAGGGCUACGAACCGAGAGCUGGGGAAGACAAAGAUGAGAUAGCAAGAGGAAAAGGUUCACUUCCUAUUCGUCAGUUGUAUUUCAGUUAGUGGCUUCCACUUCAUAUUUCUCCGCGAAAAGAAGAACCGCGAUUAAAGCGAGACAGCAUGUUUGGAAAUCUUUUUGAAGAAGACGAGGAAGGUUUUAGUCCUGUCACUGUCGAUAAGAGGGUUGACAAAGGGAAAGACGCCGAGCCCCCACCGGCCAGAGGGACCGUAAAUCUCAGCGGUAUCAGGAACCAGGGUGGUACCUGUUAUCUUAACUCUUUGCUGCAGACUCUCCUUUUCACUCCGGAGUUCAGAGAGGAGCUGUUCAGAUUGGGACCAGAUGAACUAGGCUGCCUGGAGGAUAAGGACAAACCAGAAGCCAAGGUGCGGGUCAUUCCGCUGGAGCUGCAGAGGUUGUUUGCUGAGCUGCUGCUAUUGGACCAGCAGACGGCCUCCACGGCCCAGCUGACCGAUAGCUUCGGAUGGACCAGUAGAGAGGAGAGCAGUCAGCACGAUGUGCAGGAGCUCAACCGCAUCCUGUUCAGUGCCCUGGAGAGCUCCCUGGUGGGAACGUCUGGGAGCGACCUCAUUCACCGUCUGUACCACGGCGUUGUGGUCAACCAGAUUGUGUGCAAGGAAUGUGGCAACGUCAGUGAGAGAGAGGAGGACUAUCUGGACCUGACAGUGUCAGUUUCGGGGCUGGGUGGCCUGGAGGAGGCGCUGUGGAGCAUGUUUGUCGAAGAGGAGGUCUUUGAUGGAAACAACCUGUACCGUUGCAGUCGCUGCAAUGUCCUGGUCAAGGCUACCAAGUCCGCCAAGCUACGGAAGCUGCCCCCUUUCCUGACCGUGUCCCUGCUGAGGUUCAGCUUCGACUUCGCCAAGUGCGAGCGCUUCAAGGAGACCGGCCGCUACACCUUUCCCCUCAGCGCCAACCUGAAGCCCUUCUGUGAACAGGCAGAGCAGCCAGACUCUGAAUACACAUACGAGCUCUUCUCCGUGAUCAUACACAAGGGCGGCUGCCAUGGGGGUCACUACCACGUCUACAUCAAGGACAUCGACGAGCUGGGCCACUGGGAGAUGCCGGAGGAGGAGCCCAAACCCAAGUUUCCAAAGGCUCAGGCGAAGGUGUCAGAACCGGUGCUGGUCCACGAGGACCCCUUAUCAGUCCUUACCACUAUACUGUCUCAGGAAGCAUCCCGGACUGUCCUUGUGGACCAGCUAGGCCAGAAACUUCUGGACAAAAUCGGGAUUUCUUGGAACAAGAAGUUCCGCAAACAGCAUGGUCCCAUAGGGAAGUUUCUGCAGAGCCAGUCGGAUGUGUUCUUACUGGUCUCUAAUGGCACACGGGUUACCCUCAAAGCCACCACCCCCACCGUGGCAGGGGGGGACGCAGCCCCAGAGAGCCAGGCUGCGGAGGAAGGGCCUGGGGCCGGCGAUGGCCCCCACUGGUUUGACCUGAAUGACUCCACUGUGACACCCAUCCAUGAGAGGGACAUCCAGAAGCAGUUCCAGGGCAAAGAGAGUGCCUAUAUGCUGUUUUACCGGAAGGCGGGGCUUCUGCGGCCUCAGGAAGCCAAGCAGAACCGUGGGUACACGGUGCCCCCCCACCUGCUCCAGAUGGCCCAGGAGGAGAACGUCACGCUGCAGCAGCGGCGGUGGGGGGAGUACGACGCCUCCGCCAAUACCGUCCAGGUGCGGCUACACCUGGCGCCACAAUACCGUUUGGAGAACGGGGCCCUGCAGCCCAAAGCAGCGGCCGAGGACACGGUCACCCUCAGCUUCGACCGCCGCCGGACCGUGGGCGACUUCCGGCUGGCUGUCUACCAGAUGCAGGACCUCUGGGAGGGGGACAUGGCCCUGACUGUGGCCCGGAAGCUUCCAGCCGGCCUGCACCUCUACAACACCCUCACAGAUGACGCUCAGUCUCUGUACGCUGUGGGCGUGUCCGAUGGCUCCGACCUCUUCGUCUGGAACGGCAGGGAGGUGAGCGGCGCGCCCCUGCGGAUGGGCUGCGAGUGGGAGCCCGUGCUGCUCACUCUGCUGCGCGCCUGCGACGAGGCAGCCGGAGACGGGGGGGUCGCCGGCAGCUCGGCGCUGAUGCCAGAGCCGCGGGGCUUUCCCGGCGGGGCCACGCUGGGGGCACUUCGCCAAGCCGUGGGGCCCGAGGACACCCUGCUGUGCAGGGAGGAGAGCCGGCCAGGCUGCGAGGGCGGGGGAGGGAGUGGCUGGAGAGUGUUCCCCCCCGCCGACAUGCAGCGGACGCUGAAGGAGCUGGCGCUGAAGGAUGGGGACUCGCUGCUGGUGCUGGAGCCACAGGUGUUUGACACGAGCCUCUUCAGCCUCACUGGUGACACUGUAACCGUGACGACCCCCUCGGACUGCCGCUGGCUGCAGGUGGAGUCCCAUCUUUGUGCGGCGAGGGGGGCGCAGGGCGAGGGCGGCGAGGAUGAGGGGGCGAGGAAGCAGGCGAAGAUCUCAGCCUCUGGAAGCACGCUCCUGUCAGAAGUCAAGCUGAGUGCCAUCGAGGAGCUGAAGCUGCAGGAUCAGUUUAAAGGAGUGCCGUGCUGCCUACGACAGGCAGACCGAACUGGGAAACUGCUGCCCCCAGUGCGGGAGGACAUGACCGUGCGUGAGGCCGGCAUCAAGCUCAUGACCUCGCUGGUCCUCUGCCCCGGAGCCGCGCCGGGACCCCACCAGCUGUUCCUUUAUUUCACCGUCAGUCCUCCCGUCGGCACCGAGGCUGAGAUGGAGAUUAUUGUGGAAGAAACGAUCACCGUGAAGGAGUGCCUGAGGCUGAUGUUGAACGCUGCUGGUCUGGAAGGCGAAUGCUGGCACCUGAGGAAGAUGGACUGGUGCGAGGAGCUGGGGGAUGCGCUCACGGACGAGGACUCCUCUCUCGGCGAACUCAGCGUCGCUGGCGGCGACACCCUAGUGGUGACAGAGGGCCGGUUGCCGCCCAAGGGGUUUCUGAAGAUGCCAGUAUGGUUACUGAUGGAGCAGGGCGACCAGGGCAACCACAUAGGCAACGAUCUGGACAACCACCAGGGGGAGCCCUCCACCACCGGUGAAGGUGGUUGUGGAGCUGCCAUGCAGUUUGUGGGCCACGUAGAAAUUUCGGUGGAAGCAGCUCUGGACGACUUGAAGAUCCAGGUGCUGACCCUCCCCCCCCUGCACGACCUGUGCGUGCCCAGCCCCGCCUUCCUGCGCGUCUGGCUGCUGGAAAGCCGGAGACCCGGCAGGAUCCUCAGGGGGAACCUGCAGCCCCUACAGAAGUUGAAACUGGCCAGCGGGACGGAGCUCUGUGUACAGCGUCUGCAGAAGGAGGAGAAUCUUGGGCCAAAGGAGCUGCUGCUGAACGUGCAGAUCGGAAUCCCCGGAGAACGGAGCUACUACCCGUCCCAGGAGGUGGUGUGGGACACCGGGCGGGACGGCUCUGCCCGCGGCCUUCGCCAGGCCAUUGCCGCCCACUGCAGCCUGUGCCCAGACAGCCUGAUCAUAGCCAAAUAUUGUCCUGAGAAGUAUUCCUGGAUGGUCAUCUCCAGCUGGACCCAGCAGGUGUCAAAGCGCAAGAAGAAGAAAAAGACGGAGAGCCUGCUGGGGGCGCCGUUUCACCUGAGGGACGGCGACGUUAUCGGCGGCAAGAACCUGCUGAUUGACAGCAACCGGGAGUUCAGCACCCCUGAGGACGAGCUGGGCCAGCAGAGACUGCAAGAGGAGGCUGGGACUUGGGCCAAAGGGGGGCAAAGUGGGAUCGUCGGGCCCCACCUAGAGGUGGCCCUGGAGUGUAAGGGGUCAAGGAAGAGCAGGAAACCAGAAGUGGCCUUGUCCAUCAACGUGGGGAUGUUCAGAUAGCACAGGACACGCGUGUAUGUGCAGACACACUUUAUGUAGUAUGCCAAGCAUAAAUGCCUACUCAUGUACUGUCAGCAGACCGGCUCAUUGUCUCAGGUCAAGUCACCAGGAAACAGGUGCCCAGUGUUUCAUGUGGUCUGGAGCAAGGGGGGGGGCAGCAAUUUUGUCUUUUUAUUUAAAAUUGAUGUAAAGCACAGGUGAAAUGAGGGAUAUGAAAACAGCUGUUUGUACCUUUACCUUUGAGCUGGCUAUGGCCCUCCCUCACUAAAACCAUAUGUCUCCUUUUCAUUUUGUAACUAUGCAAACAGCCCCUCCCUCCGAUUCCCUCCCAAAUCUGUGGAGGUAGGACACUAACGCUGACCAUAACUGCUGCUGUUUGGGUGGCAGUGGGGCGUUUUGGACGCCGCUGCUCUGUCGGUGGUCUGCUGUCAGUGGUCUGCUGUCGGUGGUCUGCUGUCGGUGGUCUGCUGUCGGUGGUCUGCUGUCGGUGGUCUAUCUUUCUCCACAUGCCCUCGCUGGAACUGGCAGCGGGUUCUGCUGAAGUCCUCGGCCUUCUAUUAGGAACAGAAACCUCUAGAAGCACUUCUCCCGCUGCCCUUUUCUCCUGCAACUAAGUUGCAAACUUUUAUUGGGUAAAGAGAAGUAAAUAGAAUGGUUAAUAAUGUGCAGUUUCAAAUGUAAUGAGCUGAUCCAGAUAUACUUCUGGGGAAGUUCGGGUAUCACUGUAUGGAUCAAACAAAGACGCUGCAGAUACGGCUUGGAAGCUGACGGCAACUGCUCACCGGAAGAAAAUCACUUCAGGAUAAUUGUUAAUCUGACUGUUUGGUUGUUAAUCCUAAAACUGAUUUAUACUGCUUGUGACUAAGUAAUCAUAUAAUUUGAUUUUUGUUUAUGCUUAAUAUAUUUUUGUUGAUGGCUUAAAAUUAAUGUACGCCAUGAAAUUGUCAGGGCGAUGUUUUGAAACUGAAUCGCCUCAUUACACAACACGAGAGAAGAAUAUAGAUUCUGCCUUAAGCACAGAGGCCUGCAUUUAGCUGCUUAGACUUCAGAGUCUCACUUCCUCCAUCUGUUUCCAUAGAAUCUGAUCUUUCUUCAAGGACAUUCAGAAAGAGGAAGGGGGACCGUUGUAAAGCCACGUGCAUGGACAAAAAAAAAAUCCAAUUACCCGCUGCAUUCUAAGUGGGCUUUAACCCCUUUGACAUUUCUUUAUAAAUCUGGGAAAACAUAAGGUUGUCAAAGACUCUGUCGACAAAUUCUUGCUGCCGCACUCCUCCCCAUUGUGUCUCUUUCCAGUGACUUGUUUUUUUAAUGAAUCUUUUCAUAAAUAUGAUGUAAAUCAUG